UAAAACGAUUACAUAUGCGCAAACAACGUACUUAGUGGAUUGUAGCUUGUUUCUUCUCUCUCCUGUCUGUGAGCCCGGCUGGGUUUAAAGGUUUUGAUGGACAGAGACGUGGAAAGCCCACCCUCGCGCGUCCGCUGGACAAUGCGAUAUCCCGGAGUGGAUCAUCCAGCGGAAUAGAUUCACUUCAAACUAAUACCAGAACCAAUUUAUAAAAGGACUUUGCUAAUACUUAGUGUUUAUUUGGACACACCUAAGCAAAUACACACGCUUGAAUUGCAGUAACUUUUAUGUAAAGCACAACUUCUGUGCCACAGCGUAGGUUUAUUGCUUAAUGACCUAUUUAUGCCUACAGGAGUUUACUUUCACAUGUAUAACCUGCGUUUGAUAUUUCUAUCGGGCACCGAAAGUAAACAUUUAUAUAACAUAAUGGCGUUAGAUGAGUUCUUGAUUAAUGCGUGUAUUGAUUUAAUGCAUGUUUCCUGUAUGGGAAUCUGAAUAAAUGAUGCAAGUCGCAUGUAACAGCACUGGUUUAAAACGAAUCUUGGAGAAUCCGUUCCGGAUUUUUCUUCGGCUCUGACUGGAUGAUUUGUGUGUAUACGGAGCACACGGGGCAGAUAGAGGAGAGAGACGGGUAUGGAUCCGUAGCUCUUGCGGCUGUCCGUCUCGUUUCCCGGGACUCUCGUUUUGAGUACAGCGAGGCUUGCAUGGUGCAUUUGAAUGAGAACAGGAGCGCACAGCGGCGGAAAACAAAGACGCAAAGGAGCAAGCUGGCUGCGCGGCGGGGGAUGCUCGGCACAAUAGCGAAGACCACACUCUUCUGCUUCAGGAGGACAGUGUUGCAAUAACAUUUCCCUCCAGACAAACAAGCCUCGCUGCGGGGAACAGGAAUUUGAAGCCGGACUUUACUUUUCAGGGCAAAUAUGAGGACGGGCUUUGAACUGGACGUCUAGGCGACUUUUAGGAUUUUUAGAAAGCGCAUAUAGUCAAAUGACAGUCUCAAAAACGCACCGGCACAGCAAAGGAAAAUCAGCUUGGAUUUUGGGCACCACAGCGAUUUUGAUCUGAUAUUGUUUAUUAUUAUUAUUAUUAUUAUUAUUAUUAUUGUAGUCAUUAAUAUUAUUAUUAUUAUGUGCUCUGGAAAUCACCAGCUGUGGGUGAAAUCACGCCAGGAACAUAUUUGACUUUGUUUAUUGUCAUAUUUAAAUUAAUUUUCUUGUAUUUGGGUUCUGAAGAAUGUACGUACUUGAUGGUAAUUACCCGGAAAGGAUGGAGCGGGGCACGCCACAAAGGAAAACCGUAUACAGGAUAUCUUUGACACUAGUGAAAAAAGAAACUCUGCAGGAUGGCGGAGGCUCAGCGCACCGGCGGCUGGAGAACCCUAAAGUGAGCGCGUACCGGCGCGAGGGAGCCGCUGACGCUCAGCGCAGCUCCCCGCUGGAAGAACUGAAAGAAGUGGAGGACGAGACGGACGAGUUUUCUGCACACUCUUACAUGAGGAACUUCAGGACAUUCAGUACUGGACAUCUAGAGUUGGGCAGGUUGAAAAUCUCAAGGCGGGCUCAGCAUUUACACAAAGACAAGGAAUUAAAUGAAACGUGCAUCCUCCCAGAGAAUGGACAGAGCAAGGUCACUGAAAAUGGGGCACUAGUGCACAAAAAGGUUGAAGAUAUUGCUUCAGAAAAUGACAGAUUGAAUUGUGAUGCUGAGCAUGGAGAAAUCUGCAGCAUAGAUGCUUCUAAUAGAGAAAACACAAGCAUUCGAAAGAAAAUCCUGAAGACUUCUCGGAGCACAGAGGAACCGGUCAGUACAUGGUUAGAUGAGACCUCUGAGGGUGGCAGGAUGGCCAAAGAGAGCUGCAUCUCUUCUUUGCUGGCAAAAGGGAAUGGUAAAUCGCCCAAACCAGCACCUGAAACCCCUCCGGCAAAGAGGCACCCAAGCCUGCUGCGGCGAAGUUUCAGCUUUCGCCACUGGACGGGUGGAGAGUUGAUCCGCAUACGGGCUCUCUCCAAGAAGAAGCACCACAGCAGCUCGGGCUGCAUUGGCCGCGAUGGAGAAAACAGUGAAGCCCAAGCUGGCGUGGUUCUGCAAAACAUGGCUUUUGCCGAGUCUGAGUCCACUGAAAAGCGAAACACCUUGGAUGUGGGUGAGGUCCUAAACAAAACAGACUCCGUGACUGAACUAGGCCGCAGGGAGAGGAUGAAGGGCAAGAAUCGAACGCUGGACAACAGUGACCUACUCAAGCUUUCGGAUAAAGCUUUGAUGGACAAGGAGGGUUUCAUUAGAGGGACAGGCUCCCGUUCCAGUGGACAGGAACGUAAACUCAUCCGAUUCUUCAGUGGUAUCUUUUCAAAGCGAGAUGGGACAUCCACGCCGCUUGGCAGUCCAAGCAACCGUGGUCUCCGGAAGAACGGCCUACUGGGAAGUCAGCGGCGAUCAGAAAUUAGCUACUCUCAGUCCAGCACCGAAAGUGUUAACGGAUGCCAACCGGACGAUGCCUUUGUCAACAGUCAGGAGUGGACACUCAGUCGCGCCGUACCAGAGCUCAAAGUGGGCAUUGUGGGUAACUUGGCCAGUGGGAAGUCUGCCCUGGUGCACAGGUAUCUGACAGGGACCUACGUGCAAGAAGAGAGCCCUGAAGGAGGACGUUUUAAAAAGGAGAUCGUAGUGGAUGGACAAAGUUACCUCCUCCUAAUCAGGGAUGAAGGGGGACCUCCGGAGGCUCAGUUUGCGUUGUGGGUAGAUGCGGUGAUUUUUGUAUUCAGUCUGGAAGAUGAGAUCAGCUUUCAGACGGUCUACCACUACUAUAGUCGCAUGGCCAACUACCGCAACACAGCAGAGGUGCCCCUGGUGCUUGUGGGAACUCAGGAUGCUAUCAGUGCAGCUAACCCUCGUGUCAUCGAUGACACCCGCGCUCGCAAACUGUCCAACGACCUGAAGAGGUGCACAUAUUACGAGACCUGUGCUACCUACGGCCUCAACGUGGAGCGCGUCUUUCAAGAUGUGGCUCAGAAAAUAGUUGCGACCCGGAAGAAACAGCAACUGUCAAUCGGACCCUGUAAGUCACUGCCCAAUUCUCCAAGCCACUCCUCCGUCUCCGCAGCGCCUGUGUCCGCAGUGCAUAUCAGCCAGACCAGUAAUGGUGGAGGCAGUUUGAGCGAUUACUCUUCUUCCGUGCCAUCCACUCCCAGUACCAGUCAGAAGGAACUACGUAUCGAUGUACCCCAAACCGCCAACACCCCUACGCCUGUCCGCAAACAGUCCAAACGGCGCUCCAACCUCUUUACGUCUCGGAAGGGAAGCGAACCAGACAGGGAGAAGAAAGGGAUGGAUGGCCGCGCAGACAGCAUUGGAAGUGGCCGCGCUAUCCCAAUUAAACAGGGCAUGUUGCUGAAAAGAAGCGGCAAGUCACUGAACAAGGAGUGGAAGAAGAAAUACGUCACGCUUUGUGACAAUGGACUCCUCACGUAUCAUCCUAGUCUGCAUGAUUAUAUGCAGAAUGUUCAUGGGAAGGAGAUCGACCUGCUGCGGACUACAGUGAAGGUUCCAGGGAAGAGGCCCCCUAGGGCCAUCUCCACAUGUGCGGCCCUCAGUCCCAAAACCAAUGGGAUGACCAAGGACAUGAGCAACCUGCAGCUUGGACAGACACCAGGAUCUGUGACCAGUAGUUCUUCAGCGUCUCAGAUGGCGAGUGGCAUCAGUCUGGUGUCGUUUAACAGUCGGCCGGAUGGGAUGCAUCAGCGCUCGUAUUCUGUGUCCAGUGCUGACCAAUGGAGUGAUGCCACAGUUAUCGCCAACUCAGGAAUCAGCACGGAUACCGGUCUGGGAGAUUCUGUGUGUUCCAGUCCAAGCAUAUCCAGUACCACCAGUCCUAAGAUAGAUCCACCUCCAUCGCCUCACGCCAACCGCAAAAAACACAGGAGGAAGAAGAGCACCAGCAACUUCAAGGUGGAUGGCUUCUCUGGAAAUGCAGAAGAACAAGAGGACAACUUUGAGUUCAUCAUCGUUUCUCUGACGGGACAGACCUGGAAUUUUGAGGCAACGUCCUAUGAGGAGCGGGACGCAUGGGUUCAGGCUAUUGAGAGCCAGAUUCUGGCGAGUCUGCAGUCCUGUGAAAGCAGCAAACAGAAGUCUCGUCUGAGCAGCCAAUCAGAAGCCAUCGCUCUGCAGUCAGUCAGGAACAUGAGAGGAAACACGCGCUGUGUGGACUGUGAAGCCCAGAACCCUGAUUGGGCCAGUCUGAACCUGGGGGCUUUGAUUUGUAUAGAAUGUUCAGGCAUUCAUCGCAACCUGGGUACUCACCUGUCUCGUGUGCGCUCUUUGGACCUGGACGAAUGGCCUCUAGAGCUCAUCAAGGUCAUGUCGGCCAUCGGCAAUGAGUUGGCUAAUAGUGUGUGGGAAGCCAAUGCUCAAGGACGCCUAAAGCCUGCCCCUGAUGCCACCAGAGAGGAACGUGAGCGCUGGAUCAGAGCCAAAUAUGAGCAGAAGUUGUUUUUGGCAUCGCUGACGUGCACAGAGCUGACUUUGGGACAGCAGUUACUGCGGGCCACGGCGGAGGAAGACUUGCGCUUCGUGGUCAUACUGCUGGCCCAUGGCUCCAGAGAUGAGGUCAAUGAAACCUGUGGGGAAGGUGAUGGCCGGACAGCCCUGCACUUGGCCUGCCGCAAGGGAAAUGUUGUGAUCACGCAACUGCUCGUAUGGUACGGUGUUGACAUCAUGGCACGGGAUGCUCACGGCAAUACGGCACUGGCAUACGCACGGCAGGCUAACAGUCAGGAGUGCAUGGAUGUCCUCCUGCAGUACGGCUGUCCUGACGAGCGUUACCCACUCAUGGCCACCCCAAACCUGUCACGCAGAAACAAUAACCGCAAUAACAGCUGCAGCAGCAUGAACAGUGCAGUUAUAUGAGAAGUACACUCACAUACACAUGAACAUGUAUUCUGGUCAGCACUCCUCCUCCCUCCCUACACACACUCUUUCACAUGUACAGCUGCACCACUACAUCAGAAUCAUGAGACUAUACCGGACUCAAGGGACAGCCCCCGACCGACACUGAUGAAGACGCAUGAGCAGAUCUACUGUGUUUGCCUGACUUUACAAUCCCACUGGUUGAAAAAGUUGUCAUGGGCAAGGGCUUGGCCAGUCAUGUGUCAUCCAUUUUUUUUUUUUUUUGGGAGAGUGUCCCACAUCCAGUGUCUCGCUGCAUUGUGGAACAAAAAUUCAAACAAUCCCGGAAAACACCAGGUUUUCUGACUGUGCCAGGUGCAUGCUGGGAGAAUAGAGUGUGUGUUUGGUAACUGAUGAGCAGGUGUCAUAUCAGUCUAAUAAAUGACAAAGCAAGACAGGAAAUGAUUGAGCAGCAUGGGAUACUUUUAAGCUGGAUCUUUAAAAUGACCCAGAAGAACCAGAGAACUUCACUUGGUCGCCGUGUGUUUCUGAACUUCCAUCUCACCACUCUGACACUGAUUUUUCUGUCUGAUCUUAUUUUCUCAGACUUGUUUUUGCAUCCGUUCUAUGCCCAUUAGGACUUUUUUUUUUUUUUUAUUGAGCCCUGAGUUUGAAUCUGACAUGGUCUUUAAACUGUUUUUGUUUUACGUUGUUGAGUAGCGUUUGUCUAAGUGCUCAUUACUGGACCAACGGCAGAUUCUUAAAAACAAGUAUUUUAAGAUUCAUGUUCCUCAGAAGUAAAAGGGAAUUGUGUUUUUAUUUUCAUCAGCUUUUAUUCAGCAGAUUUUUUUACCUUAAAACAUUAAUCUAGCCAUAUAUGUCGCCCAUACGUCAACUCGCUGUUUACUUGAGCUUACAGUAAAGUUUGCAGGCAUUUCAGAAGUGAAAUAACCCAUCCAGAAUCCAGAAUUUAGAAGUGCAGGACUGAAGCUCAGUCGUUCAGAUCUCCACAGAGUAUCAGGAAAACACAGGACUGAACCUCAUGUAUCUCAAAGAAGAGAAGGGCUCUCUGGGUCUUCAGUCCCGAUCUGUACAUACUCUUCUUCCUUUUCUCUCUCUUCUUCUAUUUUUUUUUUCUAAGUAGUGUACUAUAUAGUAAAGCUUUUCAAGAAAACUCUCCCCCUGACAAAAGGCGUUAUUAUAUAGUUUUACCUCACCCCCUUCUUGUUUCAGUGCAGUCUGAAGUUGCAAUUGUGCCUGUCUGAGUCGACUUCACUCUUUCCGCUCCCUUUCUCUGAAUCGUUCUUCAUAGCUUAGUUUUCCUCUUUGCCUUUGUCUUCUUCCUUUAUUACGUGUCAAUGAGUAUUAAAGCAAUACAAAGUCAAAAUUCAGCCAGGUAGACACAUGAGUAAUAGUUUUUGACCGCGUUUUGGACAUCACCACACUAGUCUGCGCUGCCGUUGUUAUUAAGAGAUGUAAACCCGAUGUAAGACUCUGUCUCAGGGCGUAUAUGUCAUUACUGGAGAUCCCAUGAAGGCUUUGAUAUUGACUUAUUCCAUAAUGUGAUUUGAUGGGUUUGAUCAUUUAAUCUCAGCUGCCAUUGAUUUUACUCUUCACUUGGUAGUAGAAAUGUGAAGGUACUUGUCUUAGGGUUGAAGAUGGGAGAAGAUCUGUGUUGUCGAAUGUAUAUUCCACAAAACAAACGAUCUGGGAAGUCGAUUUGAUAGACAUUUGGGACUGUGUAGAGAAUCUUUCUGAGCUUUCAAAGGCUUUAGUGAAGGAUGUGAGAAUAGAAAUAAAGUUAGAGGUAUGUUGAUUUUCAGCUCGUAAGCGUGCAGUUUUUGCAUUGUGUAUAUAUAACGUAGCAGGCCUUUAGAGGCUUUACCACAAUAACCAUUAUUUAUGACUAAAUGCACUACAGAACACAGAUCACUUGUGAAGAACCCACAAAAUAAUGUCCACUCUGAAUCCUUUUUGUGGAAAAACACUUGUUUUUGAUCUUUUUGCAUGAAUGGAUGUAAAUGUUCUCUUCCUUGUGUAAAUGUCUUCGUCUUCAUAAAAAUGACUGUACCCUGACAGGUGACGCUAAAGAGUCUGCCAUUUUAAUCUGAAAAAAUACUUUUUAUCAACUUUCUUCUUUUUUUGUCUGUCCUCCCAUCUGCUUCUUGUGUAAUUCUUCUCCUUGGGUAAAACAUCUUUUUGGAUCAUCUGUCCAUCUGUAACUGAAUAAAGAAGGCAUGAAUGAGCAAAAUAAACAAAAAUUACAAGCAAAUAAUGCAGACUUAAAUGGGGCUUUAUCAUUACGUUCCAAGUUGCUUGAAAAAAUUCUCAGUUUUAUUUGCAUUUCCAUUCACCAGUCAUCGCUUUGUGUAAAUAGAUGUAAAAAUUGAGAAAAACGUAGUGUUUUUACCUUGUUUUUGUUUGUUUGUUACCUCAUUUCAAUGACAGUCUCCAUGUUAAGUUCAAACCCAAGAGACCUGUUUAAUUAUUUAUGAAUAUGCUAAUCUGAAAGGGGAGGAGCUCUCGCACACUACUUGGGUUUUGCAUUUGUUCCUUAAUUUAGUACAUUGGCAUCACAACUAUCAUUCUGAUUCAAAUUAUUGGUGUUGUAUUUCUAAUUAUUAUUGUUAUUAUAUUGAGUUUGUGUCAGCUGUACAGUACUGUGUUGAAAAAUUAUACCUGAUGCAGAGUCUUAUACUGUAUGUGUCUCUUUUCAAUAAAAAGCUUCUUAAUAUAA
This is a messenger RNA of Carassius gibelio (silver crucian carp), 7621 nucleotides long. RefSeq names its product ArfGAP with GTPase domain, ankyrin repeat and PH domain 1 (gene agap1). Lineage: Eukaryota; Metazoa; Chordata; Actinopteri; Cypriniformes; Cyprinidae. Gene Ontology annotation, molecular function: GTPase activator activity; protein binding; GTP binding. Bases 1234 to 4905 code for a protein of 1223 amino acids. Gene Ontology annotation, cellular component: nucleus. The transcript is spliced from 18 exons. The record is from RefSeq and is a predicted model, not a curated record.